Paramecium sonneborni is the source of this 862-nucleotide messenger RNA. Lineage: Eukaryota; Ciliophora; Oligohymenophorea; Peniculida; Parameciidae. The record is from the annotation of a GenBank genome assembly.
GCAAAUUACAUCAUUAAAUAAUUUAUGGCUAGAUCAUUAAUCUUGCUUUCUUUGUUGAUAAUGGCUUAUUCAAUAGAAGUAAAAAUCAAUGGAUGUACUUGCGAUGAAGUUUUAAAAGAAAACGAUUGUAAUGACUAUCCUAUAGGAGGAGGAAUUGAAUGCGAUUGGAAUGAAGAAAAAAAAGUUUGUGAAUCUUAUCCUACUGUAGAAUGCUCAAUAAUAACAGGUAGUGAUACAUGCAGAGGUUUAACUUCUUGUGGAUGGGUGAAUGGUAAAUGUGUAGAUUUUAAAUAAUGUUCUGAUUACUAAGAAACUGUGGACUAGAAAUGUAAUAAUAUAAAUCAUACUUGUAUUUUGUUAAAAGAUGAUAAAUGUGGAAAAAUAGAAAUCCCAGAAUGCGAGUCAUUUACUCCAGAAUUGUGUAAAAAUACUUCAGAAAAAAGAUGUGUUUAAUAUGGAACUCCUGCAAAAUGUGUGACAAUGGAGAAAUGUGAACAAGGUAGCAAUAAUUAAAGUCAAUGUAAUAAGAACCUUAUAUCAUGUAUUUGGGACAGCGAUAAAUGCAGAGAUAAAAAAUGUGCUGAUAUUUAAACAAAGGAUGCUUGUAAAUUCCUUUUAUCAUUUGAUGGUUAAAUGGCAACAUUGUGUCAUUGGACUGAUGAAGGCAAAUGUAUUGAUGGAGAAGAUGAUCAUUAUACUGAAGAAAAUUGUUUUGGUCAUAGUGCAUAUGGAAAAGUAUGGAGAGAUGGUAAAUGUCAGUCUUGUUAAGCAUCACCAGGAUAUGGUAAACUUUUAUCAUUGGUAAUGAUGUUAGUUGCAAUUAUAAUGAUGUGAUAUUAAAGAUAAGAUAUAUAUAUUAUCA